This is a messenger RNA of Choloepus didactylus (southern two-toed sloth), 5360 nucleotides long. RefSeq names its product replication factor C subunit 1 (gene RFC1). The transcript is spliced from 25 exons. Gene Ontology annotation, molecular function: DNA clamp unloader activity; ATP binding; DNA clamp loader activity. Gene Ontology annotation, cellular component: DNA replication factor C complex; nucleus. Gene Ontology annotation, biological process: DNA replication; DNA repair. The coding region runs from base 107 to 3607 and encodes 1166 amino acids. NCBI's taxonomy places the organism in Eukaryota, Metazoa, Chordata, Mammalia, Pilosa, Megalonychidae. The record is from RefSeq and is a predicted model, not a curated record.
CUUCUCGGGAGAAGUUGUUGGCGCGAAUGGCUCCCGAGCUCCGGUAACGGAUUCGCAGUCGGCCGGUUCUUCUGCUGCCCGCCCCCGCCACAACCUUUGGGCUGCGAUGGAUAUUCGGAAAUUCUUUGGAGUUAUACCAAGUGGAAAGAAACCUGUAAGUGAAACAGUCAAGAAGAAUGAGAAAUCGCAGUCUGCUGAAGAAACUUUAAAAGCAAAGAAAGGAAUAAAGGAAAUCAAGGUAAAUAGUUCUUGUAAAGAAGGCAGCUCCAAGCAAAAGCAACCAAACAAGAAAAAGAGGAUCAUCUAUGAUUCAGAUUCAGAAUCAGAGGAGACAGCACAGGUAAAAAAUGCCAAAAAGCAAUCAGAAAAAUUGACGUUGUCUUCUAAACCUGGUAAAAUUCUACGGCAGGAUCCUGUUACAUACAUUUCAGAAACAGAUGAAGAAGAUGACUUUAUGUGUAAGAAGGCAGCCUUUAAAUCAAAAGAGAAUGGAGGAUCGGCAAAUAGUUAUCUUGGAGGAUCAAACAUGAAAAAGAAUGAAGAAAACACUAAGACCAAGAACAAGCCUUUAUCACCAAUAAAACUUACACCCACAUCAGUGCUUGAUUAUUUUGGAACUGGAAGUGUUCAAAGAUCAGAUAAGAAGAUGGUGGCAAGCAAAAGAAAAGAGCCUUCACAAAACACAGAUGAUUCCAGAUUAAAUGAUGAAGCCAUUGCCGAGCAGUUGCAGCUUGAUGAAGAUGUGGAGUUGGAGAGGCAACUGCACGAGGAUGAGGAAUUUGCCAGAACAUUGGCCAUGUUGGAUGAAGAACCCAGGACUAAAAAGGCUCGAAAGAAUCCAGAAGAGAGAGAAAUGUUUUCAUCUGUCCAAGCCAACUUAAGUAAAGCAGAAAAAUGUAAAUAUCCGCAUAAAGGUAAUAUUAGCAGAAAAAAGUAUGUGGGAUAUUCAUCUUUCCAGAAGAAAAUUUAUGUAAAAACGGAACAAUUUUCAGAUGGAAGAAAGAACUGCAGUCCUAAGAAGCAAACUAAGUCUGAAAGUUCAAAAGAAUCUCAGCAACAUUCCAAGUCGUCACCUCACAAAAUAGGAGAACACUGUUCUCUGAAAGCCAGUUCUAAGUUGGCACUUUUGAAAAAAAAAGACAGUUCUUUUAAGGAAACUGAGCCUAUGGCCCCCAAAAGAAAAGAAAAUUUUAUUGAAUUGAAAGGAGAGACAAAAACGCCUAAGAAAACCAAAAGUUCUCCUGUUAAAAAAGAGUCUGUAAGUCCUGAGGAUUCUGAAAAGAAACGCACUAAUUAUCAAGCUUAUCGAAGCUACCUAAAUAGAGAGGGUCCCAAAGCUCUGGGCUCUAAGGAAAUACCAAAGGGAGCUGAAAAUUGCUUGGAAGGCCUUAUAUUUGUUAUCACAGGAGUGCUGGAGUCUAUUGAACGAGAUGAGGCCAAGUCUCUAAUUGAGCGUUAUGGGGGAAAAGUAACUGGAAAUGUCAGCAAGAGAACAAACUACCUUGUCAUGGGUCGUGAUAGUGGACAGUCCAAGAGUGAUAAGGCAGCAGCCUUGGGGACAAAAAUUAUUGAUGAAGAUGGCCUAUUGAAUAUGAUUCGAACUAUGCCAGGCAAGAAGUCCAAGUAUGAAAUAGCAGUGGAAGCUGAGAUGAAAAAAAAAUCCAAACUGGAAAGAACACCUCAAAAAAAUGACCAAAAAAAGAGGAAAACUAGUCCAAAUAAGAAGGAAUCAGAAUCUAAAAAGAGCAAGCUGACUCCCAAAAGGGAUUGCUCUACAAAGGCAGUGAAAACAGAAAACAGUGUGUUUCGGAAAGGUCUGGACUUUGAAGAGCAAGUGACUGAGGAGACAAAUGGCGACAGCAGGGCGAGGAAUUUAGCUGAUGACAGCAGUGAAAACCAUGUGGAAAGUUUGCUCUGGGUAGAUAAAUAUAAGCCAGCCUCACUCAAGACCAUAAUUGGACAGCAAGGUGACCAGAGCUGUGCCAACAAACUCCUACGCUGGCUCCAAAACUGGCACAAGAGUCCAUCCGAAGAUAAAAAACAUGCAGUAAAAUUUGGUAAAUUUGCUGGCAAGGAUGACGGCUCUGGUUUUAAAGCAGCAUUGCUGUCAGGCCCUCCAGGUGUUGGCAAAACAACCACAGCCUCUCUGGUUUGUCAGGAAUUGGGAUACAGCUAUGUGGAACUGAAUGCAAGUGACACUCGGAGUAAGAACAGUUUGAAGGAGAUUGUUGCUGAAUCGCUGAAUAAUACCUGCAUCAAAGGCUUUUGUUCAAGUGGAGCAGCUCACCCAGUGAGCAUCAGACAUGCUCUCAUCAUGGAUGAAGUGGAUGGCAUGGCAGGCAGUGAAGACAGGGGAGGAAUUCAGGAGUUAAUAGGCCUGAUAAAGCAUACAAAAAUUCCCAUUAUUUGUAUGUGCAAUGACAGAAAUCAUCCCAAGAUUCGCUCUUUGGUUCAUUAUUGUUUUGAUCUUCGUUUUCAAAGACCUCGAGUUGAACAGAUAAAGGGUGCUAUGAUGUCUAUUGCCUUUAAGGAGGGUUUGAAAAUUCCCCCUCCAGCUAUGAAUGAAAUAAUUUUAGGAGCUAACCAAGAUAUCAGACAGGUUUUACAUAAUCUGAGUAUGUGGUGCGCACGAAGUAAGGCAUUAACCUAUGACCAGGCCAAGGCUGACUCCAGUAGGGCCAAAAAGGAUAUCAAACUGGGCCCAUUUGAUGUUGCCCGGAAAGUAUUUGUAGCUGGGGAGGAGACUGCUCAUAUGUCCCUUGUGGACAAAUCAGAUCUCUUUUUUCAUGAUUAUUCAAUAGCACCCCUCUUUGUCCAGGAGAACUACAUACACGUGAAGCCUGUAGCCGCAGGGGGUGACUUGAAGAAGCACUUGAUGCUUUUAAGCAGAGCAGCAGAUAGCAUAUGUGAUGGUGACCUAGUGGACAGUCAGAUUCGGAGUAAGCAAAACUGGAGUCUUCUCCCCACACAGGCCAUUUAUGCUAGUGUUCUUCCUGGAGAGUUAAUGAGGGGGUACAUGACCCAGUUUCCCACUUUCCCAAACUGGCUGGGGAAGCGUUCGUCUGCAGGCAGACACGAUCGGACUGUUCAUGACCUCGCGUUGCAUAUGAGUCUCAGAACUUACUCCAGCAAAAGGACCAUAAACAUGGAUUAUCUGUCGCACAUAAGAGAUGCACUUGUACAACCUUUGACCUCACAAGGGGUCGAAGGAGUAAAGGAUGUUGUUGCACUCAUGGACACAUAUUAUCUGAUGAAAGAAGACUUUGAGAAUAUCAUGGAAAUUAGCAGCUGGGGAGGCAAACCUAGUCCUUUUGCCAAGCUGGAUUCCAAGGUUAAAGCAGCCUUCACAAGAGCUUACAAUAAGGAAGCCCACCUUACUCCAUAUUCACUUCAAGCAGUAAAGACAUUUAGACGCAGCACAGGCCCAGCACUGGAUUCCGAAUAUAAUGAAGAGCUAAAUGAAGAGGAAUCUCAAUCUGAUGAGAAAGACCAAGACUCUCUGGAAACUGAUGCUAUGAUCAAGAAAAAGACAAAAUCUUCAAAGCCUUCAAAACCAGAAAAAGAAAAGGAGUCCAAAAAGGGAAAAGGAAAAAGUUCGAAGAAAUGAAACCAUUUUAUUGACAGCCACUUUUUACAUAUCCCAUUGACCAGUCUGUCUGGUCUAGAGAAAGCCUUAUUUUUUUCCCAGAGGAACCAUGCUUUAGCAGUAAUGGGAUGACUUGGUGGUCCCAUUAUAAAUAAACGGUGGUACAGCUAGAAGGAUGUAACCAGUAGGCUAACAUACACCUCUUAUAGAGGUUGAUAGGACUGCUUGGGUCUUCCACUGUCCCUUGUCAAUCUAAUUAGAUUGUUGUACUUCAAAAUUACUGUGUAUAAUUAAAACUAGAAACUAAAUGUGGGCUUUGGAGUCAGAUUUUAGUUAUGAUAACAUGCCUGGGAACAGUGGUAUACUAAGGUAACAUUUGUAGGCUUAAGAAUUUAUCCUAAUGGCCUUUACAUAUGAACAGUGCUUAUUUUUUUUAAAGGUAGUUAUUAUUAAGUGGUGAAAUUUUGUAAAUAAAUCAUAAUACAAAAUAGUCACCACCUAAAACUGGAUAUUCUUCGUACAUUGUUAAAUAUCUUGCAAAGUAUAAACUAGGAAUAAAAAUGUUCCACAUGGUAACCUAUACAAAUUCUUCUUGACCUAAGACUGUUAUCUUGUACAGUAAAUAUUAUAUUGGUGUAUUACUUUUCUUAUUAAUUUGAAAAAAUGAUCAGAUAAAAAAGCUUACCAUAUUCCUUAUUAACCAGUUAUAUGAAAUAUAACUUUGGCAGUUGAACAGUCAGAAUCACCAUUUUCAUUCCCUCUGGGUAUUUAUUGCAUAGCACGAUGUGCUGACCCCAUUGACCAGUUUCAUGGAGAGGCCCCUUUGUUUUUAGGGGGUGUGAUGGACAGCAAAAGGAUCCCAGACAUUCUUAUUCUUUGCGGCUCAACCCAUCAAGCCUAAACUGGGGAGAUCUAGGCUGGGUCAGAUUCUUAGGCUCAGUCUGGUAUGGGGCAAGUGAACAGCGUUUUUGUUCAUUUUGCCCCUGGAAGGUCUGGUUUUUGGUUCUGUUCUGGGAUGAAUUCCACAGACCCUACUGGAACUUCAGAUUGUUCCUAUAAUUGUACUUGUUGAGUGGCCCUCAGGCUGUGGAAUUAGCCUGGAAUUUAGGUGCCUACCUAUUUUUAAAAAUCUUGUCAACAAAUGCUCAGAGUACCCCUGUAAGGUAUUAAGCUUUUGAGACAUUUAAAGUGUAUUUACUUAUGUGGAAAAUGUCUUUUAUGUAGAUUAAAUUCAUUACAGGAAUAAAACAUUGCCUUAAGCCUGUGUCUUCUGAGCCAUGCCCCUCUGUCUCCCAGCUUGAUAUUUCUCUCCUUUCUUCGCUGCCCCCCAUCUCCCAUCCCCAGUGGGGUGAAGAUGGCCGCCUUCUGCAUAUUUUUCCAUUUCUAUUACUUUUGGAUAUGUAAUUGCUGGUUGCUUUGUACAUCCUGGGAAAGGGACUAUAAUCUCCUGACUGCCAGGACAAUGAAUAGUGUCAUUUACUAGAUCAUAAUGAUUUUAUUUUUAAUUAUAAAUGCUCGAAACACAAGUUUGACAUAAUGUGUGUAUGAUAAAAUAAUGUUUUUUAGAAUUAAAAAUUGUAAAGAUGCUUUCUAACAUAUGAGAAUGACAGAUGGGUCUGUUUGAUGACCGUGAGAUGAAUGCUGGGGCCACUGGUAGGUGAGUUGGUUCUGCAGCAGUUUGGAUUUGAAUACAAAUGUACUUUGUAGGCAUUGAAAAGGUACUUUUCUUUUAUUGGAGCCAAUAAAUGCCACACGCCAUCUUUGUAGCAUGAAA